This is a messenger RNA of Schistosoma mattheei, 1253 nucleotides long. Lineage: Eukaryota; Metazoa; Platyhelminthes; Trematoda; Strigeidida; Schistosomatidae. The record is from the annotation of a GenBank genome assembly.
AAAUAAUCGAAUAAAUAUGAAAUAAACCAAUCAGAUUUAUUAUAUCUUUAAAUUUGUGUAUCAUUAUAUCAUUAUAAAUUAUACAUAUCAAUAAAUCAAUAAUACCACAGAUACUAAAGAAAACAUUGAUUAUGUGGAUAGUUUAACUAACAUUCUAAGAAUUAUGUUAUUAUCAUUAUAAAUUACUUAUUUAUUAUGGAAUCCGUUUACCUUGAACUCUUAGAUGUUCUACCAACCAGUGUGUUACUAAACACGUUCCAUGUUAAAAUAUUAGAUCAAUGUGUAAUAUGCAUGGAAAAGUAUUGUAUUGGAGAUGAAGUGAUACGACUUCCAUGUUUUCAUGCAUUCCAUGAUGAUUGUUUUGUAGAUUGGAUUUUAGAGGUAACUUUUAAUACAUCAGAUAUAAUUAUCAGUAUUGUAAUUUUUAAGUGUAGGGUUGUGGAGUUUGUUGAGUUUUAUUGAAAUUAUGAACACAUCAAUGUUAGACAAUCAUUGAAAAACUGAAAUCACUGAACGAUUGUUUUCAUCUAGUAUGGGACUAGUCAGUAUUGCACAUUCACAAACUCUCAGUAGGCAAUCGCACCUAGAAAUUGUAGUCUUGUGUGCAAACGCUUAAUCUUUAGACCACUGAACUGGCAUUUAGAGGUGUUUAUGUUUAACUUCUAUCAAUGCACGGUAUUGACCAACCGUUUUCCAUUGUGUUCGUGUUUAGAUUGUCCAAUAUGUCGAUGGCCAGCAUUUGAAUUUGAAUAAUACGAAAAGGGAAUCAAUGAAUACAAUUUCUAUUCUAAAUUCCAUUGAACUAUCUUCUUCUUAAUGAUGAAUGUACAUAGUUCUUUCAUUUAUUGAGAAUUAAAAAAAGAUAUUGAUUUGUUAGAAAAUAUGUUUGAGUUAUAUGUUUAUGAUGAAGAUGGAUAGUUGCUAAGGGUUGGAAUCCAGCUUGAUGUAUGUUUCGUCGUAGUUGGGAUUCAUCAGUUGGAUAGACUUGUAUUCCACAGAUGAUGAUCACUUCAGGACUCGAACCGAUUAUCAUUCACUUUGAACGCUACCAUGUUGUCUACUUAGCUAUUGAGUCCAGAUAGUCAAAAGUUUAUACAAUGAGGGGGGGUAGAUUUUUAAUUUAUUUUUGUAUUGUUUGUUUGAAUCUUUCCAUUGAUAUUUUGGGAUUGUAAUUGAUCAGUCUUUUGUUAGCAUAUGUGCAUACUGUGAGUAUUACAUCGAUAUUGCCUUAAUUUAGAAGGAUUAUAAGCAAA